AGGGCAUGCAGAGAGUUCAACCAUAUCAACUUCCCAUGUUCCUAUGACUUCAUCAUCAAUCAAAACACCACAUACUACCAACACACCGACAACCACAACAUCGACCACCACACCAACGACCACCACACUGACAACCAACACACGGACGACCACCACACCGACAACCACCACGCUGACGACCAACACGCCGAUGACCACCACACUGACAACCACACCAACUACCACCACACCGACUACCACCACACCGACUACCACAACGCCGACAACCACCAAGCCAACCACACCAGUAACCACCACACCGUCAACCACCACACCGACUACUACCACAUCGACAACCACCACACCGACUACCACCACACCGACAACCACCACACCGUCAACCACCACACCGACUACUACCACAUCGACAACCACCACACCGACUACCACAAUGCCGACAACCACCAAGCCAACCACACCAGUAACCAACACACCGUCAACCACCACACCGACUACUACCACAUCGACAACCACCACACCGACUACCACAAUGCCGACAACCACCACACUGACAACCACCACACCAACUACCACCACACAGACAACCACCACACAGACAACCACCCCACCGACAACCACCACACCAACAACCACCACACCAACUACCACCACACCGACUACCACCACACCGACAACCACCACACCGACUACUACCACAUCGACAACCACCACACCGACUACCACCACACCGACAACCACCACACUGACUACCACCACGCCAACAACCACCACACCGACUACCACCACACCUAGAUCUACAACAGUUGAUGUGGGCCAGCCAGAG
Owenia fusiformis is the source of this 823-nucleotide messenger RNA. The record is from the annotation of a GenBank genome assembly. Lineage: Eukaryota; Metazoa; Annelida; Polychaeta; Sabellida; Oweniidae.